Messenger RNA from Episyrphus balteatus (marmalade hoverfly), 1290 nucleotides. RefSeq names its product calaxin. Gene Ontology annotation, molecular function: calcium ion binding. Lineage: Eukaryota; Metazoa; Arthropoda; Insecta; Diptera; Syrphidae. The record is from RefSeq and is a predicted model, not a curated record. Bases 343 to 1242 code for a protein of 299 amino acids. The transcript has 7 exons.
UACAUGGAAGUCUCUUUGUAUGAGGGGAAUGAUUUCUUUUUAGAAUGCAUUGUUAAGAAACAUUUGUAGUAUGAAAUGGCAAGAAUCUUAUAGAUACCUACGGCAUGCACAUGCACAUCAUGCAGAACAACAAUAACGAAUUAAGAAACUAUUCAUGGGUUGAUUUACUGAGCUAGGAUUCAUGAACAUCUGCUUUCGUUUGAAAAUUCCAAUACAAUCCAUGCAAGCAAAACCGACAGCCUAGUAGCUGAUUAAACUGUCUAUUUGAAGGGAAAAAAAAAAACACCGACCCAUUUCCAUGCAGACAUAAUAUCAACCUUAUAAAAACUGGCACAAAGGAGCAUGAAAUUAAAGGUGACGGCGGCGGUUGGCGCUCGCGCCAAAAGUGUUUCAACUCCAAUUACUACGCGAAAUAAGGCUACACAACAACAACAACAACAACCUUCACCGCAUUCACAUCACGCAAACAAGACAAUCCUAAGAAGUAUUUCGAUUUUUUUGGCCAGUGGCAAGAGAAAUAGUCAUCAGUCGAGAAACACUUCUGGCUCGACAAAGAAGCGAAGAGGAAAAAUGGAAUCCAAUGGAAAAGUUAAUCCAAAAUUGUUAGAGAGCUUGCGAAGAAAAACUCGAUUUUCAAAAGACGAAAUUGAUGCACUUUAUAGAAUCUACAAGAAAUUGGUUUCCAACUGUCAGUAUGCAGCUAAAGCUUUAGCUGCUAAUUCUUCAAGUUCAGUCAUCGCAAAGCCGCACUCUACAGUUGAGGGCAUCGACAGGAUAAUAUUCCGAGAACUUUUACACAGCACAUUUGAUAUUGUAACUGAAGAAAUAUUAAUGGAAAGAAUAUUCUGCAGUUGGGAUAAAACACACGAAGGACUUCCUCUUCGACUAGAAGGAUGGUUGAUAGGACUAUCAGUUUUUCUUCGUGGAACAAAAGCCGAGAAAGCUGCAUUUUGUUUUAGAGUUUAUGAUUUAAAUGCUGAUGGAUUUAUAACAAAAGAUGAAAUGUUUACUUUGUUAAAGAAUUGUUUGAUUAAGCAACCUCAAGAUGAAGAUCCAGAUGAAGGUGUGAAAGAUUUGGUGGAAAUAGUUCUAAGGAAAUUUGACGUAGAUAAGGAUGGAAAAGUUUCAUUUGAGGACUUUUUCAAUACAGUUAGUGUGCAGCCUUUAUUGAUAGAAGCUUUCGGGCAGUGUCUUCCUACUGAAAGUGCUAUUGUUUCUUUCUUUUCAACUCUUCAAAUAUAAUGAAUUUAAAACAGUUUUUUUAUACAUACAUAUAAGUAGAUAUCGAUG